Messenger RNA from Lontra canadensis (Northern American river otter), 2706 nucleotides. RefSeq names its product XK related X-linked (gene XKRX). The record is from RefSeq and is a predicted model, not a curated record. NCBI's taxonomy places the organism in Eukaryota, Metazoa, Chordata, Mammalia, Carnivora, Mustelidae. The transcript is spliced from 4 exons. Bases 348 to 1697 code for a protein of 449 amino acids. Gene Ontology annotation, cellular component: membrane.
ACAGCUGUCCCCAAGUUUUUCACGUGCCUGGAACUGGACUCCGGACUGGGCGCUAAAAUGCUUGCUUUCGUCCUGUCCAGGUUUCAUAGCAUGUCUGUUGACAAUUGGAAGCCUGGGCCAAUGAAGAGUCAAGUUCGAAGUGGUACUCCUGGGUUCUCCAUCCCAUACUCCAACAAGUGUAACAUGAAACUAGAGAGAGGGGUCUUCUGGUCUAACUAGCAGAUCUCCAUUCUGGAAUUGUCCUUGACCGCUCUCUUAGAUACUUGGACUGCAGUGGCUCCAGGGUUCUCUUGAGCGGGGGUGGGGCUUGCUCUGAAGACCAGACUGCAACACUCAGAACCUCGACAAUGGACCGAGUUUAUGAAAUUCCUGAGGAGUCCAACGUGGAUCCAAUUUCAUCUCUGGAGGAAGAUGUCAUCCGUGGGGCCAACCCGCGAUUCACCUUCCCAUUUGGCAUCCUCUUCUCCACCUUUUUGUACUGUGGGGAGGCUGCAUCUACCUUGUACAUGGUUAGAAUCUAUCGAAAGAAUAGCGAAACAUACUGGAUGGCAUACACUUUAUCCUUCUUUAUGUUUUCAUCCAUUAUGGUCCAGUUGACCCUCAUCUUUGUUCACAGAGAUCUGGCCAAAGACAAGCCGCUAUCAUUAUUUAUGCAUCUAAUCCUCUUGGGACCUGUUAUCAGAUGUUUGGAGGCCAUGAUUAAGUACCUCACACUGUGGAAGAAAGAGGGGCAGGAGGAGCCCUAUGUCAGCCUCACCCGAAAGAAGAUGCUAAUAAAUGGCGAGGAAGUGCUGAUAGAAUGGGAGGUGGGCCACUCCAUCCGGACCCUGGCUAUGCACCGCAAUGCCUACAAACGUAUGUCACAGAUCCAAGCCUUCCUGGGCUCAGUGCCCCAGCUGACCUAUCAGCUUUAUGUGACCCUGAUCUCUGCAGAGGUCCCCCUGGGUAGAGUUGUGCUAAUGGUUUUUUCCCUGAUCUCUGUCACCUAUGGGGCUACCCUCUGCAAUAUGUUGGCUAUCCAGAUCAAGUAUGAUGAAUACAAGAUUCGCCUCGGGCCAUUAGAAGUCCUCUGCAUCACCAUUUGGCGGACAUUGGAGAUCACUUCCCGCCUCAUGAUUCUGGUGCUCUUCUCAGCUACCUUGAAACUGAAAGCUGUGCCAUUUUUACUGCUUAACUUCCUGAUCAUCCUCUUUGAGCCCUGGGUUAAGUUCUGGAGGAGUGGUGCCCAGAUGCCCAAUAAUAUUGAGAAAAAUUUCAGCCGGGUUGGCACCCUGGUGGUGCUGAUCUCCAUCACUGUUCUCUAUGCGGGCAUCAACUUCUCUUGCUGGUCAGCUUUGCAGCUGAAAUUGGCAGACAGGGACCUUGUUGACAAAGGCCAGAACUGGGGGCAUAUGGGCCUGCACUAUAGUGUGAGGUUCGUAGAGAACGUGGUCAUGGUUUUGGUUUUUAACUUCUUUGGAGUGAAAGUGUUGCUGGAUUACUGUCAUUCCUUGAUUGCUUUGCAGCUCAUCAUUGCUUAUCUGAUUUCCAUUGGCUUCAUGCUCCUUUUCUUCCAAUACUUGCACCCAUUGCGCUCACUCUUUACCCACAACGUAGUGGACUACCUCCAUUGUGUCUGCUGCCGUCGGCACCUUCGGGGCAGGAUUGAGAACUCGGAGCUACCCUGUGAUGCCCAAGCAAGGCAAAGCAUUGUCUGAGAUUCUAUCUUCUGGGUCCUUCGGGAUAGGCUGGGGGUGGCCAAGACAACUUUGAAAUUGAAGGAGAGGAUGAAGCUCAUAGCAACACUGCCCUUACUCCUCUUGAGAAGCUGACUCCUGAUUCUAAAGCAGGCCACAGGAUAAGGAUGUGGAAGAAUAAUGACUUUCCCCGUACUGUCACAGUCCUGAGAGCCUAAGUCAACAUUCAGUGCCCUUUCAGCGAGCCUGUUCCUGCCUGCACCUCUCUAGGUGAUGGUCCUCAGCAUUCAGAGUUGAUUGCUACUUCCAGGGUAAGGGUGGUGUGAGCAGCUGAAGGGUAGAACAUUCACCGGGACAUUCCAUCUAAACCUGGGGAGUUCCAGGGUACCUGGCUGGCUCAGUCCGUGGAGCCUGCAGUUCUUGAUCUUGGGGAUGUGAAUUCGAGCCCCUUGUUGGGUGUAGAGAUUCCUUAAAAAGAAAAUGUUAAACAAACAAAACCCAAACCCCUGUGGAGUUCCAUUUCUGAAAAAUCCUUUAGUAUAAAGCAAAGGACUCUGGACCCUCCGAAAUAUUUAUCUACCCAAGAGUGGGGAUCCUCAUUCUAUGAAACUUUUGCUAUUGGGCUUCAUUACUAUCUUCAGGGGACACACAUGUGCAGAAUCUUACCCUUUCCUCUUGAAGGACCAACACCAUUAGUCAUACACUUUAGGUCUUAGAGCCUCUGGGGUGCAAAGUGAAAGUAUGAUAUGAGCCUUGGCAACAAAGCACACACCAUGUGAAACCGGGAAGUAGCAAGGCCAACCUGUGUGAGCUAUGGGAACUAAGUGUGAAAACGAUAUACUUUCAUGUAUAGAGAAAAUAACAUCUGAAUAGCACUGUACUAUAUACGAAGAGCAUUGAUACAUACUAGCUCUGUUAACAUUGUAUCAUUGUUGGGACAAGCCCUCUGAGCUGUACAUAUGAAUUUGCAAUGUUCUAACCUUUAAUUUAUUAAACAAUUAUUAAACUCAUUCUGUGCCAGGGAAACCUA